Messenger RNA from Bolinopsis microptera, 1180 nucleotides. RefSeq names its product ADP-ribosylation factor-like protein 8B. Gene Ontology annotation, molecular function: GTPase activity; GTP binding. Gene Ontology annotation, cellular component: lysosomal membrane. The record is from RefSeq and is a predicted model, not a curated record. Lineage: Eukaryota; Metazoa; Ctenophora; Tentaculata; Lobata; Bolinopsidae. Bases 81 to 638 code for a protein of 185 amino acids. Gene Ontology annotation, biological process: anterograde axonal transport; protein transport. The transcript has 8 exons.
AAAAUAUUUUAAUACUUUCAACACUACUAUAUAACAAAUAAUUUGAGGAUGAACUAGCACAGUUUAAGGGAGACGUUAAGAUGGCCAGUAUUGUUCAACGUUUCCUCGAUUGGAUCAGGUCGCUGUUCUGGAAAGAAGAGAUGGAAUUGACACUGGUCGGUAUGCAAAAUAGUGGCAAAACUACUUUUGUUAACGUUUUAGCGUCUGGGCAGUUUAAUGAAGACAUGAUUCCUACAGUCGGCUUCAACAUGAGAAAAGUUACUAAAGGGAAUGUUACUAUAAAGUUGUGGGAUAUCGGCGGACAGCCUCGUUUUAGAAGCAUGUGGGAGAGAUAUUGCAGAGGUGUGUCCUGUAUAGUGUACAUGGUUGAUGCGGCAGAUCACGAGAGAUUAGAGGGGAGCAAGCAAGAACUUCACAAUCUACUGUCCAAACCUCAACUUGUUGGCAUUCCGGUGCUAGUUCUGGGGAAUAAGAAAGAUCUGCCAAACUCGCUGGAUGAAAACCAGCUUAUUGACAAGAUGGAGUUAAAGUUAGUGACGGAUAGAGACAUAUCGUGUUACUCGAUAUCCUGCAAAGACAAACACAACCUAGACAUAACGAUGCAGUGGAUAAUUUCACGAAACAAAAACAGAAAAUAAACAGCCCUAACACACCCCUCCUCCCCUUCCUACUGACUCUCAAAACUCCUCUGUCAAUGUUUAUUCCGUGUUAACAAAUAUAACCAUGUUUUAUAGUCUUAUUUGGAAAAAGACCAAAUCGAUGACUUCCAAAUUGUUUUGUGCUCAAUUCAGGUUUUAAGUUUGAUAAACUGCUUAGCUUGAGUUUAAAUAUUGUGUUUCUUGAGUUUUACUAUAUGAGGUAAAGAACGAUUGUGAGCCAAUGAUACCGCUGGACGAUCUGAAAUCACGGAGUUAAAUGAACUUUCUGGUUGUACAUUCAUCGAAACGAUGACAUUUUUAAGUUAACGUUAGUUUAACGUGCAUAAAUGUUUCAGUGUUACAUCAAAUAAUAGAGCAUGCAAUGGUCUGGUAGUUGUUUUGUCUUUUUGAAAAUUGGCAACUUUGACGAUGUUUUGAUUUACGUAUCUUUAUAAUCGUGGUCAGACCUACGAUUACAUGUAGUAAAUUGGUGAAAUAAAAGUUGCUUUGUCAAUUGAUUUUGUACGAGAAUUUAUUAUGAA